Acanthosepion pharaonis is the source of this 846-nucleotide messenger RNA. The record is from the annotation of a GenBank genome assembly. Lineage: Eukaryota; Metazoa; Mollusca; Cephalopoda; Sepiida; Sepiidae.
AUGGUAUUUCUUUUUCAAAGACUUGAUAGUUUUUUUUCUUUCUUUUCUUCUUUCCUUCCUUCUUUUCUGUUUCUUUUCUUCUUUCCUUCCUUCUUUUCUGUUUCUUUUCUUCUUUCCUUCCUUCUUUUCUGUUUCUUUUCUUCUUUCCUUCCUUCUUUUCUGUUUCUUUUCUUCUUUCCUUCCUUCUUUUCUGUUUCUUUUCUUCUUUCCUUCCUUCUUUUCUGUUUCUUUUCUUCUUUCCUUCCUUCUUUUCUGUUUCUUUUCUUCUUUCUUUCUUUCCUUCCUUAUUUUGUUCCUUAUUGUCUUUUCUUCUUUCUUUCUUUCCUUUCUUAUUUUGUUUCUUUUCUUCUUUCUUUCUUUCCUUUCUUAUUUUGUUUCUUUUCUUCUUUCUUUCUUUCCUUUCUUAUUUUGUUUCUUUUCUUCUUUCUUUCUUUCCUUUCUUAUUUUGUUUCUUUUCUUCUUUCUUUCUUUCCUUCCUUCCUUAUUUUGUUUCUUUUCUUCUUUUCUGUUUUUCUUCUUUCUUUUUCUGUUUUUCUUCUUUCUUUUCUGUUUUUCUUCUUUCUUUUCUGUUUUUCUUUCUUUUCUGUUUCUUUUAUUUCUUUUAUUUCUUUUCUUCUUUUCUGUUUCUUUUAUUUCUUUUCUUCUUUUCUGUUUCUUUUAUUUCUUUUCUUCUUUUCUGUUUCUUUUAUUUCUUUUCUUUUUGUUCUUUCUUUUUUCUUUUUCUCUUUUUGUUCUUUCUUUUUCUCUUUUCUUCUUUCCUUCCUUUUUCUUCUUUCUUUACUUCCUUUUUUUCUCUUUCUUUCUUUUUUAUUAUUUUUUUUCUUUUUCUUGCUUUCCUUCUUUUAA